Messenger RNA from Phyllostomus hastatus (greater spear-nosed bat), 8687 nucleotides. RefSeq names its product argonaute RISC component 1 (gene AGO1). Lineage: Eukaryota; Metazoa; Chordata; Mammalia; Chiroptera; Phyllostomidae. Gene Ontology annotation, molecular function: protein binding; RNA binding. The record is from RefSeq and is a predicted model, not a curated record. Bases 249 to 2831 code for a protein of 860 amino acids. The transcript is spliced from 19 exons.
CGUCCGCCCCCUGGGCCUGGCGGUCGCGCCUGCGCACUGGCAGCUGGCCGGGUGCUCGCAGGGGGAGCUGCUGCAGGCUCCGCGGCGGCGGCAACGGAGGCUGCGGGGGUGGCGGCGCGAGCGGCCGGGCUUGGGGUGGGAGCCGAGCCCGGCCCGGGAACCGUAGCAGCUAGAGUGCGGGGUACCUAGGCCCCUCACGCUGGACUCCACAGUCUCCAGGCCGCCUGAUCUCCGCACGGGUAUAUGGGAUGGAAGCGGGACCCUCGGGAGCAGCUGCGGGCGCAUACCUGCCCCCUCUGCAGCAGGUGUUCCAAGCACCUCGAAGGCCUGGCAUUGGCACAGUGGGGAAACCAAUCAAGCUUUUGGCCAAUUACUUUGAGGUGGACAUCCCUAAGAUUGACGUCUACCACUACGAGGUGGAUAUCAAGCCGGAUAAGUGUCCUCGCAGAGUCAACAGGGAAGUGGUGGAGUACAUGGUCCAGCAUUUCAAGCCUCAAAUCUUCGGUGACCGCAAGCCCGUGUAUGAUGGAAAGAAGAACAUUUACACUGUCACAGCACUGCCCAUUGGCAAUGAACGGGUUGACUUUGAGGUGACAAUCCCUGGGGAAGGGAAAGAUCGAAUAUUCAAGGUCUCCAUCAAGUGGCUGGCCAUUGUGAGCUGGCGCAUGCUGCAUGAGGCCCUGGUCAGUGGCCAGAUCCCUGUUCCGCUGGAGUCUGUGCAAGCCCUGGAUGUGGCCAUGCGGCACCUGGCCUCCAUGAGGUACACCCCUGUGGGCCGCUCCUUCUUCUCACCGCCUGAGGGCUACUACCACCCGCUGGGGGGUGGGCGCGAGGUCUGGUUCGGCUUUCACCAGUCUGUGCGCCCUGCCAUGUGGAAGAUGAUGCUCAACAUUGAUGUCUCAGCCACUGCCUUCUACAAGGCGCAGCCAGUGAUCGAGUUCAUGUGUGAGGUGCUGGACAUCAGGAACAUAGAUGAGCAGCCCAAGCCGCUCACAGACUCUCAGCGUGUGCGCUUUACCAAGGAGAUCAAGGGCCUGAAGGUGGAAGUGACCCACUGUGGACAGAUGAAGAGGAAAUACCGCGUGUGUAAUGUUACCCGCCGCCCUGCCAGCCAUCAGACGUUUCCCUUGCAGUUGGAGAGUGGACAGACUGUGGAGUGCACAGUGGCACAGUAUUUCAAGCAGAAAUAUAACCUUCAGCUCAAGUAUCCCCACCUGCCCUGCCUGCAAGUUGGCCAGGAACAAAAGCAUACCUACCUGCCCUUAGAGGUCUGUAACAUUGUGGCUGGGCAGCGCUGCAUUAAGAAGCUGACUGACAACCAGACUUCGACCAUGAUAAAGGCUACAGCUAGAUCAGCCCCAGACAGACAGGAGGAGAUCAGCCGCCUGAUGAAGAAUGCCAGCUAUAACCUAGACCCCUACAUCCAGGAAUUUGGGAUCAAAGUGAAGGAUGACAUGACGGAGGUGACGGGACGAGUGCUGCCGGCUCCCAUCUUGCAGUAUGGCGGCCGGGUGAGCAGGAACCGGGCCAUUGCCACACCCAAUCAGGGUGUCUGGGACAUGCGGGGGAAACAGUUCUACAAUGGGAUUGAGAUCAAAGUCUGGGCCAUCGCCUGCUUCGCACCCCAAAAACAGUGUCGAGAAGAAGUACUCAAGAACUUCACAGACCAGCUGCGGAAGAUUUCCAAGGAUGCAGGGAUGCCCAUCCAGGGCCAGCCUUGCUUCUGCAAAUAUGCGCAGGGGGCAGACAGCGUGGAGCCCAUGUUCCGGCAUCUCAAGAACACCUACUCAGGGCUGCAGCUCAUUAUCGUCAUCCUGCCAGGGAAGACGCCAGUGUAUGCUGAGGUGAAACGUGUUGGAGAUACACUCUUGGGGAUGGCUACGCAGUGUGUACAAGUGAAGAACGUGGUCAAGACCUCACCUCAGACUCUGUCAAACCUCUGCCUGAAGAUCAAUGUCAAACUUGGUGGCAUAAACAACAUCCUAGUCCCACACCAGCGCUCUGCAGUCUUUCAACAGCCAGUGAUAUUCCUGGGAGCAGAUGUUACACACCCCCCAGCGGGGGAUGGGAAAAAACCUUCUAUCACAGCAGUGGUAGGCAGCAUGGAUGCCCACCCCAGCCGUUACUGUGCUACUGUGCGGGUGCAGAGACCUCGGCAGGAGAUCAUUGAAGACUUAUCUUACAUGGUGCGUGAGCUGCUCAUCCAGUUCUACAAGUCCACCCGCUUCAAGCCUACCCGUAUCAUCUUCUACCGAGAUGGGGUUCCCGAAGGCCAGCUCCCUCAGAUACUCCACUAUGAGCUGCUGGCCAUUCGUGAUGCCUGCAUCAAACUGGAAAAGGACUACCAGCCUGGAAUCACUUAUAUUGUGGUGCAGAAACGCCAUCACACCCGCCUUUUUUGUGCUGACAAGAAUGAGCGAAUUGGGAAGAGUGGUAACAUCCCAGCUGGGACCACUGUGGACACCAACAUCACCCACCCGUUUGAGUUUGACUUCUACCUGUGCAGCCACGCAGGCAUCCAGGGCACCAGCCGACCAUCCCAUUACUAUGUCCUUUGGGAUGACAACCGUUUCACAGCGGAUGAGCUCCAGAUCUUGACGUACCAGCUAUGCCACACUUACGUACGAUGCACACGCUCCGUCUCCAUCCCAGCACCUGCCUACUAUGCCCGCCUGGUAGCUUUCCGGGCACGAUAUCACCUAGUGGACAAGGAACAUGACAGUGGAGAGGGGAGCCACAUAUCGGGGCAGAGCAAUGGGCGGGACCCUCAGGCCCUGGCCAAAGCCGUGCAGGUUCACCAGGAUACUCUGCGCACCAUGUACUUCGCUUGAAGGCAGAAAGCUGUUACCUCACUGGAUAGAAGAAAGUUUUCCAAGCCCCAAGAGCUGUGCUGCCCAAAUCCAGAGGAAGCAGGGAGGAGGGAGGUGGAGUAGGGAGGAGUGCAGAAGGCCUUGUUUCCUUCUACAGAUGGGGCAAAAGGGUGGGGAACAGGGCCAGUAAGCCAGAACACCAGCCAGAAAUUUCUGAUAUUCACCUCAUACCCCUCACCCCAUCUUGUCACAUCUGGCCCUGACCACUGGACCAAGAGGGGCAGCACCGGUGCCCACCACACACACAGGUGUCUCAUGUGACUCACAGUGCUAAAGACUCAUGCCUGGCAGCUUGGUAAGGUCGGCUCUGCAGUCCUUCGGACAAAAGCUGGUAGGUUUGGGUUCGAUACUUUAGAUGGGAAAGUGAGGUACUUGAGAAAGUGGGUGGGAGGAGGGAAGGAUUUUUUAGGAGCCUUAAUCAGAAAAGGUCUAGAUUUGUUUAAGAAGAAAAACGAAACCAGACCCAGAUCAAUAUUUUAGGAUACAAGAUGUUUUGAUGGGUUAAGUAUCCACUUUGUAGGAAGGUUUUUUAAUGCUAAUGGUUUUGGUUGCUCCUCCCCCUGCCGCCACCCCCCCCCCCUUUUCCUUAUUCUUCUCUCUCUACCUUUUCCUACCCUACCUUGUACCUCCUCCCUGAUAAGACAUCCAGCCCCUAAUAUGACUUAAGGCACUAUGGCACUUAGCUCUGAAGUGACAUGACCCUGUCUUCCUUCCGCCUGCUGGUGGGUAACCAGUGCCUUCCCUGUAACGGUAAUGCUGCAGAACUGCAACCUUUUGUACCUUUCUUUGGGGGGAUGGGGUGGGGGUGGGAGAGGAGGUAGGUAGGUGGGUAAGAAAUACCCCUAACCCAACAAGCCUCCAGCCAGACCGCCAGCUAUUUUGCAUUUAAAGGAAUUGACUUUCAUAUUCAUUGAGCUUUUUAAAAGGUUACAACCUCAAGAUGGUUAAAAUCCAUUGACAUUUGCACUUUCAGACCUGACAAGUCUCUGAAGCUGCUGAGAUGACUGGCUAUACCUCCUUUCCUCCCUGUCCUCCCACCACCCUCCCCGCUUGCCUGGGUCUGGAGUUACUUUCAUAGCUUUUCUCACUCUUGGCUUAUUUUUUUCCCCCAAUGGUCAAGUCUCGUAUGUUUCAAUAUUUCUUAACUGGGGUGUCUUAAAACAAGCGAUCCUUAGGUCUAAAAUAAGAAAAAAGAGCAAAAACUAAAUGUUAUUUUUAUACCAUAACUUGAGUCUAUUGCCAAAAUCUGGAUAUCCCUCCAAUGCCCAAUGAGUUUACAUCCCAGAAACAUUGAGCCAUUAGAAGGAACUCUGUACCUGACUUGUUCUUUGGCCUGGCUGGGUAAGGGGCGGUUAUCUCCCCAAUGUGGGGCUCAGGCUCCAUCUUUCCUCCGUGCAGAAAAUACCUUUUUCUUGCUACAGCUCCCCCCUCUGCACUGCCCUGCACUCUUUCCUGCAAGUGCGUCUUCCCCUUCCUCUGGACUGUCUGACACUUUGGUUCACCCAGAUUCCAGCGUGUCCUGUGAAUAGGCUGGAGGAUUUUGCUGCUCCCUAUUGCUUCUGUUUACACGAAUGAAUUUUUCCUGGUUUCCCGCUAGGGCAUGUGAAUGAGUGGCAUGGGCUUUUUUUUUUUAUUUGUUUGUUUGUCUGUUUGCCUGGAUAGAAAUGGGGUUUGGCUGUCUUGUAGAACCGGAAGUGUAGGGGGUUCUAGCUUGGUGCCUGCUGGCCUAAAGGCAAGGCCCCCUCUUUCCUUGACUGUUCAUUUUCUCCUUUCCCACUGCUUGGGAUGAGAACUUGCAGCUUCAGUAUGGAAAUUUCUCUUUUUGAGUAGCCUGGGCUUGGGUUUGCCCCAGUCUGGUGAUAAAGCCAUGACACUUUAGACCUAGUUCAGGCAUGGAGGCCAGCCGGAGGAAAGCCGGUCUGAAUCUGGCCCUGAGCGGUUAAAGCUACCACUUUCCCUCCCCAGCAGCCCUUGUACAGACCCAGAUUUGCUAUGCAAAACAGUCACUCCCAGGUUCUGUUCUGGUUGGCUACUUUGUUCAGUAACUUCACAAAACAUAGCACAAACAUUGACUAUGGAGGAAGGCAUCAGGACUGUUGAGUAACUCUUCCUUUACUUCUUUCCUACUGGCUACAGCAUUGGGUGCCCCAUGGGCACAGCCCAGCUGAAGAACAGAAUGGAGGGCUGUGGGAGGAGUUAGCUCACUGGAGAGCCUACAUUCCUUACACAAGUGCCUAAAGAGAGUGAUGCCAACACUCCAUCUGCCCUGUCCAUCGCCGUCAUAUACUGUCUACUUCAUGUUCAGUCACCCUUAGGGGAGGGGAGCUCUGCAUGUUCUCUUCUUGGGACAGUGGGCUCUGCAUGUUCUCUUCUUGGGUGCAUUUUGGGGCUAGGAUCAGGGCAUUAUUCCUGAAGGGUCCAGUCAUUCACCAGCAUUUGCAAUUAUCCAUAGGGAGCUGGUGGUAGCCACCUACUCUCAGCAACAAGUUUGUGUUCUUUUUCUCUUUGCCUCACUCUCUCCAGUUGAGUUUGGAGCUGGGGCUUGAAAUGUAUUUUUUAGCCCUUUGGCAUUGCACAUGCCAUUCAACAAAUAAAAGCAAGAGAAACAGCUUGGGCAAUAGCAAGAAAAUGACUUCUUGCUCUGAUUUUAUUAUUUUUUUAAUCUUUGAGACUUGAAAAACAACCCUUGACCUUGAGGAUUAUUCUUGUUUGAAAGGUGGUGCAUGCAGAUUGGGAAUUGGUAUUGGCAACAAGCUUUGGCUUUCUUGGAUAUGGUUUAGGUGGUGCUGCUCACUUAAGCUCUGAGGAAGCACUGGAUAACCCCAGCCUCAUCUUUUUAGAUCAGUCUCGUGCUCCUUCGUUCCACUCUUUGCCUUGCUUUUCCUCUUCUCUCUUUGCCUGGCUUCCUUUUUUUUUUUUUUCCUUUUCACUCAGCUUGCUUGCCGAUCUGCCUGCCUGAUGAUGAAUUCUCUAUGUGGCUACAAUGAUCCCACUGUUAGCUGGGAAGGUCAGGCUUAGCUUUUUGGCUGCAGAAGACCCAAGAAUCUGUUCCCCAAGCCCAGUGAUGUUCUCUUUGGGCUGGACUGCCCUCGAGCUUACAAAGGGGCUGAGCAGCAGGCCUGCCCAAAUGGCUUGAAAUCAGGGGCUUCUGUCAACUUUCACACCUGUCCACUCCUUGGAGUUAGUUUCUCUCAUUGCUUUUUCUUGAUCUGGUUCCAUUUUUCUCUACUUUGGGCUUCCCUAUCCUGAGAAUCUGUUAGGAUUGAGCUAUUUAGGUAUCCAGGGUUCAUUGUUAGGGGAUAGACAUGGGGAAAGAAGAGAUCAAUAGAAAGAGAAUGGACAGAAUUUGGAUAAAAAAUGGGAAGGGAGAGCACUGCUUAUUGAUCAUUUUUCCAGUCCAGCCUGGGCCCUUGGGGGUUGAGGUGCUAUUGCUUGUCUCUGGGGAUAAGCCAGGUCUCCCGUUGCUGGGAACAUCGGGCUGGAAUAAUGCUGAAGAAGAAGGUACUUAAAGGCAUAAAACCUCCCUAAAAAGCUCCUGGUUUUCACCUAGUAGAUCGUUCCUCUUCAGCUAAGCUACAGUGUUCUUGGAGUUUUCUUUUUCUUGUCCAGAAUUCUGUAAAUGAGACUUAACACCCAAGAUGGGCAGCCAAAGAGAUGGUUCUUAGCUGGCCCGUGGAAUAUCUGCAAGGUGGGUAGGGCAGUGUUUUAGACCUGGCUUCAUGAGUAACACAGGGAAAUGGAAGUUUUUUCCUCUUCAAGGUAGAAAGUCAUCUCAAACUAGCCAAAAUGCAGUUUUGGGAACUACAUAGGGGGGAGCUAUUUUUAUUUAUAUUUAUUGGGCCUAGGCCAAUCCAGGAUGGUAGCUGGGAUGCCUUCCUUUUUAAAGUCUGAUCAUGGCAGGGAUGUGCGGGGCACUCUUUUCUAUUUGGCCUUCUAAGCAGAUUGGGGAGAAGGGAAGCUCCGGUUUUCUGUUUCCCCCAUUUAUUAGGACUUGCCUUCUCCCUGAGCAGGGAGAAGCUAGGUUGGUGCUCUCCUCUUACUCUACUCCUAUUGACUUAGAACCUCUGGCUGUUGUUUGGGAGCCCAAGAAUGGGAGUGGAGGGAAUGGCUCAAAACAACAAAAAAUCAGAAUAAGGUGAGGAAGGCAGACUUCCUUUUUUUAAAAAGGAAAAUAAACUCCAAGGACUGUGCAAGUAAAGACAAUGUAUCAAAUGCACAGUGUCCCCUGGUAUAGUAGCAAUAAGAAAGAAUGAAAUGACUUUCCUGUACACGCAGUCCAACCUGAAUGGUGUGCGAUGUUGGCACUUAGCAGCCAUCUGGUGGGCAUGUGUGACUACUCUGGGUUUUACUUUAGUUUCUAAACUUUUUAUCCUUCUCAAGUGCAGCAUGGAUAGGGAAUUGUCCCUGGAGCCCCACAGCUGUGUACUUGUUUGCAUUUGUUUCCCUUUGAGACUUGUGUUUGUGUCCUGCUCUGAGCUGUACCUUGUCCAGUCUGUUAUUGUAAAAUUAUCCCAGCAGCUGUAAUGUACAGUUACUUCUAAAGCAAGCAACAGCAGCAGCACAAUUCCGUGUUUUAUAAAGACAUUGGUGGCUUCUGUUUCUAAAGUGCGGUCUCUCUCUCUCUCUCUUUUUUUCUUGUUGGCGAAGCAAACUGUUGGGAUUAAUUAUAUCUCUGAUAAAUUUUAAGCUAGAAUAAUUGAUUGCCACAAGAGCAGAACCAUCACUUCUAAAGGAGGAAAGUGCAAAAAACAAAUCCCAGAGUGUUGAAACUGCAGAUUGCAUGUAAUCCUAUUUCACAGGGCCUCUAUUUAUUCUUCAACAAACAUGCAAAGUACUGUGUCCAGAAAUAUUGUUGGGAAAAAAGGCAGGCACAAUUCAAAAAUGAGGAAGACUCUCCUUAAGGAGCUUAAAAGUUUGGUUGGGGUUAUGAGUAGCCACAUGGUCGCCUGGUACAGGAAAGAGAUGAUGAGGGACUGAAACAAGGCUAUAAGGCUAUAGCAAUGAAGAUGGGAAAGGGCAUUUGAGAAACACUCAGGAGUUAGAAUUAAUAGGACUGAAUGGAUAAUGGAAGGCGAAGAGAGAAGUAGAAGCUAAUAAUGACCACGUUUCCGCUUGAGCAAGUGACUGCACUGGGACAUUCUUCUAACCAAGAUGUGAAUAGAAAAGACUAUAGAAGGAACCUGGUGAAUUUUGAGAAGAAAGACAAUUAGCCUUGUAGAGACUGAGUUUUGAGGUUCCCAUGGGGCAGUGAGGUUGAGGUUUCCAGUAAACAACUUACGUUUUGGUGCUCAGGGAAGACUACAAAACUGCAAUUAUAGAUGUGGGAUUAUAGAUGAUAGUUAAAGCCAUAGGAAUGGAAAAAAAUGGUUUAGAUAAAGAGUAGAGUGAGAGAAACAUGUACAACUCUAGGAAACACAGGUUAAGGGAUGCGGAAAGCAAGCGGAGCCUAAGAUAACUGUCAAAUCACUAGUAGAUAUUUUGUAUAUUUUUGAUUUAAUGAGGUGGGAGAAAAGUCAAAAGAAUGGAAUAGAAUCCAAGAAGGGUGUGAUUAACAACAUGAACUGCUACAGUGGGAAAGGGGUAUAUUUUUCUACUCAGUUUACCAUCCUCCACCCCAUCUUCUUUGGGAUUUUAGAACUUUAUGGUCAUUCUCCAGUAUUUCUUGAAAAGGAGCAUUGGAAAAACCUAAUUUAAAUAAGGCUAAGACUAGGUCUUCCAAGCUGUUCACCACAACCGCCACCACCACCUCCAGCUUCCUCCUGUUUUCAGGAGAUACUUGUAAAAGAAUAAAAUAAACAAGUCUAAUUUUGUUCCUAA